Closterium sp. Naga37s-1 is the source of this 1452-nucleotide messenger RNA. The record is from the annotation of a GenBank genome assembly. NCBI's taxonomy places the organism in Eukaryota, Viridiplantae, Streptophyta, Zygnematophyceae, Desmidiales, Closteriaceae.
AUGACCCUAGGACUUCGACCGCAUUUCGACUACUCUUUUCCCGCCUUCACGAGACCCCCUGUCAUGCCAAGUCUCGUCACGGCGUCGUGGUACGCGCCGUCCGAGACGUCCUCCGCGCCAACCCAGGCCACGCCGCUCCGCGUUGCCCUCGUCGCCUUGUCCGACGCCUCCCAUUCGUCCGUCGCUUCGACGCUCUCCGCCUCCGGCGGCGACAAUGCUGCUGCCGUCGCGAAACCGUCGCCGGUCGCUGCAGUUAACGCGUCCCCCGCCGCCCGAGGCGCUGCUAGCAGAGCUAUUGCUCCGCGCGCGGUGCCGCGGCCGGUAGUGAUGAACGCGUACGACGGCGUGCUGGACCCCGACCUGUUCGAGACCGCCGACGAGUUGGGGCGCGGCGGGUUUGGCACGGUGGUGGCGAUGCGGCGAGUGGAAAGCGGCGAGGUGGUGGCGGUGAAGCGCGUGGCGCGCAAGCAGAUGGUGGCGGCGGCGAACGAGGCGAUGGUGGCAGCGUCGCUGAGCGAGUGCCCGGGCGUGCUGGGCGUGCGCGAGGUGCAUCUGGCCGACCACCACGCGUACCUGCUCUCCGACGUCUGCUCUGGCGGCGACCUCCGCGCCCUCCUGCAGCGCCGCGCCGCUGCCGCCGCAACCACGCCCGCGGAGAAUGGCAAGGGCAGGCGGUGGUGGGGGAAGGCGAGCGGCGAGGACGGGCGGGGAGGGGGAAUGGCGGAGGCGGAGGCGCUGGAAGUGGUCAAGCACGUGGGCGACGCCGUGGCGUUCUGCCACGAGCGAGGCGUGGUGCACUGCGACAUCAAGCCCGACAACAUCCUCUUCGCCUCGCCCCUCUCCAACAUGGAACCCCCGCCUUGCCAACCCGCCGCUAGCCCCGCUGCGCCUGCGCGCCCCUCUCCUGCUGCCCGCCUCUGCGCGCCCGUCUCCUCGGCUCGCGCCUCCCCCCGGCUGGCCGCGGGGGCAGUGCGGCUGGCGGACUUUGGGUUGGCGCAGGUGGUGGCGGAGGGGCAGCGCGCGUGCCGCACUCCCGCAGGCACGCCCGGGUACAUGGCGCCUGAGGUGGAGGCCCUCUGCCGCCCUCGCUGCCCGCCCGCCCCUGGCGCCGCGAAGCAGCGAAGAGGAGCCCCGGCGAGAGCAGCAGGGGGAGAGGCAGAGGCAGGCGGGUAUGGGCGGGCAGCGGACGUGUGGUCGCUGGGGGUGACGCUGUUCGAGAUGAUCGCAGGCGAGCGGCCGUACGCGGGGGAGGCGCCUCAGCAGGGCGAGUGGCGCGCGCGCAUGGAGGGGGCAGCGUGGGAGGGCAUGUCGGAGGAGUGCCGCGCGCUGGUGAGCGGCAUGCUGAGAGUGCGCGCGGAGGAGAGGCUCACCAUGGCGCACGUGUGCCACCACCCCGCCAUGAUCCGCGCCUUCGGGGGCAGCGGGACGCGCAGUAGGAAGGGGUGGUGGUGA